CUCAGACAACGGUCGAAGACGCAAUCGAGAUUGCAGAUCUGACGCAAACUGGCCGUCAAGAUGCUGCUGGUCCAGAGCCAGAAGCCGAGAGCCGUAGCCUCGACAAAGCGAUGUACUUGAAGCUCAUCAGCGCUGGCUUCUCCUUCUUCGUCGCCGGAGUCAACGAUGGAGCCAUAGGGGCUUUGAUACCCUAUUUCAUCCGUGACUACAAUGUUACCACCGCAAUCGUGUCCAGCGUCUACGGCGCCAACUUCCUCGGCUGGCUCUUUGCCGCCAUUACCAAUACCCACCUCCGCCAGUAUCUCGACCUUGGCGCCAUGCUCGCCCUCGGAGCCGCAUUCCAGAUCGCCGCUCACGCCCUCCGGUCCUGGGAACCUCCCUUCGGACUCUUUGUCGUCACGUUUUGGCUCGUGAGCGUCGGCCAGGCCUUCCAGGACACGCACGCAAACUCGUGGGUUGCCAGCGCCGUCCCAAAGGGCGCGCAUCGCUGGCUGGCGUUUAUCCAUGCCAUGUACAUGGCGGGCUGCCUCGUCGGCCCGUUUGUCUCGACGGCGGUGGCUUCGGCGGGAGAGGUCUCGCGGUGGUACUUGUUCUAUACGUUUCCGCUGGGGCUCGGAGUGAUGAAUCUCGUUUUGACGUGUGUUGCAUUCCGGGACACGCUCGGGCUUCAGCGGAAGAGCUCUGCGAGCGAGAUAUCGAGAAACAAGGAGGCGACGCAGCUCAUCAAGAAGACGGCGUCCACGCCCAGCGUCUGGCUGCUCAGCCUCUUCUUCUUCUUCUACCUCGGCUCGGUGCUCACGGCGGGCGGCUGGGUCGUCGAGUACCUGGUCAACGUGAGGCACGGCAAUCUUUCGCAGAUGGGAUACGUGCCGGCGGGCUUCAACGGCGGCGGUCUCCUGGGGCGGUUGCUGCUCGCUGAGCCAACACAUAGGUUUGGCGAGCGCCGGAUGGUGUUUCUGUAUGUUGUUGCGUCGAUCGGCCUGCAGCUCAUCUUCUGGUUGGUGCCGAACAUUGUCGCCGCAUCAAUUGCCGUCAGUCUUAUCGGCUUCUUUACAGGACCGCUGUUUCCGACUGGCAUCUCCCUGGGCUCGAAAUUGUUUCCGUCAGACAUUCACUCCACCGCGCUGCCGCUGGUUUUUGUCUUUGCCCAGCUGGGAGGAUCCCUGUUUCCCAUCAUCACGGGAGUUGUCUCUGCCGAUGCCGGCGUCAAAGUGCUGCAGCCCAUGCUGAUUGCCCUCCUGACGGUUACGGCGAUUAGCUGGCUACUUGUGCCGUCGCCAAAGACUUCGAAUGCCGAGCUGCAUCAAGAGUAG
Messenger RNA from Trichoderma reesei QM6a, 1313 nucleotides. RefSeq lists its product as uncharacterized. The transcript has 5 exons. Gene Ontology annotation, cellular component: membrane. The record is from RefSeq and is a predicted model, not a curated record. Bases 111 to 1313 code for a protein of 400 amino acids. Gene Ontology annotation, biological process: transmembrane transport. Gene Ontology annotation, molecular function: transmembrane transporter activity. Lineage: Eukaryota; Fungi; Ascomycota; Sordariomycetes; Hypocreales; Hypocreaceae.